This is a messenger RNA of Durio zibethinus, 914 nucleotides long. RefSeq lists its product as uncharacterized. Lineage: Eukaryota; Viridiplantae; Streptophyta; Magnoliopsida; Malvales; Malvaceae. The record is from RefSeq and is a predicted model, not a curated record. Gene Ontology annotation, molecular function: calcium ion binding.
AUGGGCUGCCUAUAUAAAGCCAUUGGAUCCUUCACUUUCUUUCACUCAUCAAAUUCAAUUACUCAAAAUAAUUAUCAUAACCUUGUCGAUAACUUUGAUCAAGGACUGGACGAAUUGCGCAAACUAGCGGAAGCUUAUUAUCUGGCAGGGCCCGAUUCUGUUAGGAAUUCAGCCGAAGAGUUUUUCUCGGAAAUGGAUGAUGAUGGCGAUGGCUACAUUAGCAGGAACGAGUUCCAGGAAUUCAUGAGGCAAAUUGGUGAUACAAAAAUGACAUCAAGCCCGGUGUUUUGGCAGCUAAGCAGCAGGGGAGACGAAAAGCUGGAUUUCAUGGACAUUAUGACUCUCUACUAUGUCAUGAAAAGUGGAAGGCCUUUCUGUGAUGGUACUCAUUGCGGUGGUGAUUUGAUGCGUGGCGCUUACUUCGCUUGCAGGCAGUGUUUCUAUAGCUCCAAGAGUUUUUGUCUUUGCCCUGAGUGUUUCAUGAAUAAGAAACAUACUCAUGAUCCAAGUCACCAAUUCCUGGAUAACUUCACUUUGCUUGAAGUCAAGAGACAGGAAGCUGUAUUACGUGAGGCAGAAGCUUCAAAUCAGCAGGCUUCAUCUGUGAAUAUUGGUAUAUAUGAACGUCAGGAAAAUGACAAUGAACAAAUUGCAGGCUCAAGCUCUUCUGCUUCAAAUCCAGCCCUGCCUCCUUCCUCGCUUGCACUGGUUCCGAUUGCAAGGAGGAACAAGUGGAAGGUGGCCUUUAGAGCAUUUAAUUCAGCUGUGAAUUAUGGUUUUCUGGCUUCCGAGGUGUGUAAUAUUCUGUGAGAUCAUAUGCAAACAUACACUACUAUUCCCCUUUUGGAAACUCAUACCUGGCUGCACUACUACGCGAUUGUUUCAGGAUGCUGAAUUAUGAUCCCCUGUGUUCC